Messenger RNA from Trichoplusia ni (cabbage looper), 719 nucleotides. It is a transcript of the gene nos-M, whose product is annotated as nanos homolog 1-like. NCBI's taxonomy places the organism in Eukaryota, Metazoa, Arthropoda, Insecta, Lepidoptera, Noctuidae. The coding region runs from base 96 to 689 and encodes 197 amino acids. Gene Ontology annotation, biological process: negative regulation of translation; oogenesis. The transcript is spliced from 6 exons. Gene Ontology annotation, cellular component: perinuclear region of cytoplasm. Gene Ontology annotation, molecular function: zinc ion binding; mRNA binding. The record is from RefSeq and is a predicted model, not a curated record.
UAAUUUGAGCUUCAUAGUCGACGAGUCUUCUGUUGAGUGCACACGAAUAAAGUUAAAGUUUGUUCCAUCGUAAAAAUUGACUACUUUCCUAAAACAUGGACAUCCAAUCAGUGAAUUCUGCUUUAUAUAAUAAAGUCGAAAACCAGUGUCAUUAUCUAAAAGAUUUAUUUAAUUUAGAGAAUGGCUCGUCUGCUGGCGUUCGGAAACAGGAUGCGUUAGAAGCAGUGAAACUCGACCCUGCCGUAUUAGAGGCACAAGUGACUGUACAUUCGGCAGCUAAAGAAGAUGUAAAGAGACCUGAGAGUCGGGGUAUCACUGAUGUCAAAACAGAGAGAGAUACUCCGUCGUCGCAGUUCAAAGGGUUUUCAGACAUGAUUCUGCAGCACGAGGCAGCUCUUCUGUCCCUGUCGCCGCAGCAUCUAGAAAUGUUGAUGGACUACGUUGAUGUACUACGCAGGCAAAGGAUGAAUAAUCACAGACAACUGGAGUGUGCAUUCUGCAAGAAUAACGGUAAGCCAGUACUUUGGUAUGCUUCGCAUGCGCUAAAGGACGCCCGUGGCCGGGUGCGUUGCCCAGUUUUACGCGGCUUCCGCUGCCCUCGCUGCGGCGCCACCGGCGACCGAGCUCACACCAUUAAAUACUGUCCAGACCUACUCAUAGGGUCAAGCUGUGAGAAUUUACUUCUGUAAAUUGUUUUUUAAUAAAAUGUUAAAAUUAUA